This is a messenger RNA of Mercenaria mercenaria, 933 nucleotides long. RefSeq lists its product as uncharacterized. Gene Ontology annotation, molecular function: protein binding. The transcript is spliced from 4 exons. NCBI's taxonomy places the organism in Eukaryota, Metazoa, Mollusca, Bivalvia, Venerida, Veneridae. The record is from RefSeq and is a predicted model, not a curated record. The coding region runs from base 1 to 816 and encodes 271 amino acids.
AUGGCGACGUUUCUUUUUGGAAUAUUGCUAAUUACAUAUUUAGGCUACACAAGUUGUGAAAACUGCGUGUCUGAAAGAAGGUUUAUUGAACUUGAGGAAAUUAUCCGCGUGAAGUUUGAGGAAUUAAAAAAUGAAAAUCAUGAACUGAAAGAGAAAAUGAUGGCUCUUGAAACGAAACUUGAAUUUUAUGAAAGUCAAAGAAAGGAAUCUCCUCCUGAUCAAGAUAUUCCAGAUGAAAUUAACACUCCUGUAGACGAGAGUGUUACUGACAUCCGCAACAGAAUCAACCGAGUCAUUGAGUCUAGAACCAUAUCUGGUAAACUGAAACGCUACAGCAGUUCUCUAAUAGAUUGUUGUAUGAUUUUAUUUAACUGUCUAAUGAAUUAUAUUUAUUUUGUUGCAGGACAAGGGUCAGAAAACGUUGCAUUUUAUGCGUACUUAAGCGGGAAGCGUUGCUAUGGAAACCACGAAACAAUCAUUUAUGACGUUGAGGAAACUAACGUCGGCAAUGGUUAUAGUUCUCGGGAUGGAAUAUUUGACGCUCCUGUGACAGGUGUAUACGUCUUUACUCUAACUCUGGUUCCUGAUUUCUACAAGUACGUUCAAGCAGAAAUCAUCGUCAAUGGUGCUGUAAAGGGCAACAUUUUUGCAGAUUCUGAAGAAAUCCACGAUAUGCAUCCAGCAAGCACGACCAUUGUUGUGCAUCUCAAUGCCGGUGACCAUGUCUACGUCAGACGUGGAACGAAUUGCGAUUGUGACGUCAUUAGUGACACUGCACAUGCAAGAAGUAAUUUCGCGGGAUGGCUACUUUUCUAAUUCAGCUUUCAAAUAAAAUGAAAAAUAUUACAAAAUAUGUGUUCAUGUAUUUUAACUCUGAGUGAACAGCACGUAAACAUACAACCGUGUAUUGUUAAGUAAAUAGAUCACUUCGUU